AUGAGAUUCCCGCGCUUCCUCCCCGUGCUCCUCGCCGCCGCCCUCCCCACCGCCUCCGCGCUGGCCAACCCCGCCGACCGGGCUCAGAUUCCCAUGAUGCCGCCGCCGCCGCCGCAGUCGCCACCAACCGCCGACGACAAGGGCUCCUCCUCCGGCUCCGGCUCCGGAGGAGGCAGCGCGUCCUCGUCCGCCGUGCCCCUCGCCGACAUCCUCGGCACCAACCGCGCCCUCACCUCCUUCUCGUCCUUUGCCCGCAUGCACGCCUCCACGUCGUCCCUCCUCGCCGACCACUCCGCCAAAACCACGGUCCUCGCGCCCCUCAACUCUGCCAUCGAGGCCCUCCCCCGGAAGCCCUGGGAGGAUCCCCGCGACUACGAUGCCCUGGGCGAGCAAGCCUACGACGGCUCCGGUGGCGAGUCCCGCGCCGACGCCAACCUUCGCCGCUUCGUCGAGGCGCAUCUCGUCCGCGUGAGUCCCUGGCGCGAGGGCGAAAAGGCCCCGACCGUUGGCGGCCGCCUGAUCUGGUGGGCCGACCAGAAGAGCGGCAAGAGGGUCAUCCUGCCGGACGGCAUCGAGGUGGAAAAGGUGGCGAGCACCGUCGCCAACGGCGAGGUGUGGACUCUCAAGGGCGUCCUGAACUACACCUGA
Molecule: messenger RNA, 648 nt
Organism: Purpureocillium lilacinum
Lineage: Eukaryota; Fungi; Ascomycota; Sordariomycetes; Hypocreales; Ophiocordycipitaceae
Source: RefSeq, a predicted model, not a curated record